Molecule: messenger RNA, 3456 nt
Organism: Pogona vitticeps (central bearded dragon)
Lineage: Eukaryota; Metazoa; Chordata; Lepidosauria; Squamata; Agamidae
Source: RefSeq, a predicted model, not a curated record
CCUGCGGUUGGGAACCAUUGCACUAGGGACUUCCAAUUGUGCCUCCUAUUGUAGAACUGAAGAAUGACAGUGAUUGCUGAUUGUUAAUGAAGGCAGGCUACAUGAAGCAGGAUAGGUUUGCUGAGCUUCUGCAUCAAGAUUUUUUGUUUCUUUCUUGGGUUUGUCAAGGAAAACAAGGCAAAUCUCAGGCUGAGGGGCUUAAACAAAGUGGGACAGGCCAUGCUAUUUUCUACUUGCUACUAUCCAUUUUCACAUUCAUGAGAUUCUUGUUCAUGAACUGCCAGCACUGUGUCCUUCCUGCCAUCUAGAUAGCUUGGAGGAUAACUCUAGUGUCUGCUACAAUUCACAAUUAUAUACCAUCUCUAGUCUUUAAGAGCUGUAUACCUCUGAAUUAACAGUUACUAAAGAGGGCUAGAACCUCCAUGCCUGGAUUUUGGACUCCUUAAAACAUAAGAAUGCCUUCUCCAGAGAGACUUGCCUGGCUCCUACUUCUUCUUUUCCGCACCAGUCAAACAUUUUAACUCUCUCAGGCUUUCUAGGAGCCUUUCAGAAGCUUUUAAAAUACAUUUUGCGGUGUCCUCUUGUAAAAAGCCCAAGUGUAAGCAUUGGUAGCCUAUAUCCCUGUUCUAUCAUAUACCACCCCAUAGAUGCUAGUCUUUCCCCAGAGCCUCACCCCUACAGUCUUCCUGUUCGUGUACAAAAAGCAGGUGGGAUUCGAUCUGCCCUUGGAGAUUGUCCCACUAUCCCAAAUACAUUUGUCUUGCUUUGGAUGUCCGUUUGGGUUCUUUGUCUCCUCAGCUCUGCCUGCAACAGGUAUAAUUUUGCCCUCAGCAUUGCAAUGUGAACACAAUUUCCAGGAUUAGAACACUAAAUGUUUGUUUAAACCCAAGUCAGACUUGCAUAUGGACAAGGGGAGGCUGAAGUACUGAUUGAAAUCUCAUUAUCACUUCUGUCACAAUGAAAUCUAUGGAAGAUCAAGUUGUACAUGAAGAAUCAGGAUACCAAGAUGAUGAGGAAUCCUUUUUCCAGGACAUUGAUCUAUUACAGAAGCAUGGAAUCAAUGUGGCUGAUAUAAAAAAACUGAAAUCAGUAGGAAUUUGUACAAUCAAAGGGAUUCAGAUGACAACAAGAAAAGCCUUAUGCAACGUGAAGGGACUCUCAGAGGCCAAAGUAGAGAAGAUAAAGGAGGCUGCCAACAAGCUUAUAGAACCAGGAUUUUUAACCGCUUUUGAAUACAGUGAGAAGCGAAAGAUGGUAUUUCAUAUCUCCACUGGAAGUCAGGAAUUUGAUAAACUCCUAGGUGGUGGGAUUGAAAGCAUGGCAAUCACAGAAGCCUUUGGAGAAUUCCGAACAGGCAAAACUCAGCUUGCUCAUACUCUUUGUGUGACAGCUCAACUUCCAGGAACAGAUGGCUACACUGGUGGGAAGAUUAUCUUCAUUGACACAGAAAACACCUUUCGUCCAGACCGUCUUCGCGACAUCGCUGAUCACUUCAAUGCAGACCAAGAUGCUGUUCUUGACAAUGUACUCUAUGCACGAGCUUAUACUAGUGAGCAUCAGAUGGAAUUGCUUGACUACGUUGCUGCCAAAUUCCAUGAGGAACCUGGCAUUUUCAAAUUACUGAUAGUAGAUUCCAUUAUGGCACUAUUCCGUGUGGAUUUCAGUGGUCGUGGGGAACUAGCUGAAAGGCAACAGAAGCUUGCUCAGAUGCUGUCAAGACUUCAGAAAAUAUCAGAAGAAUAUAAUGUGGCUGUGUUUAUGACCAACCAGAUGACUGCCGAUCCAGGAGCAACUAUGACCUUUCAGGCAGAUCCAAAAAAACCCAUUGGAGGUCACAUCCUUGCUCAUGCUUCUACAACAAGGAUAAGUUUACGAAAGGGAAGAGGAGAGCUGCGCAUUGCCAAGAUAUAUGACAGCCCGGAAAUGCCUGAAAACGAAGCCACAUUUGCAAUAACUGCUGGAGGAAUUGGAGAUGCCAAAGAAUAGACAGAUGUUGGUGGUGAAGAACUGAGGCACCUAGCCAGUUCAACCACACCUAAAUUUACUCAGUUCUUGAUUACAGUACUUGUGUUUUUAUUGUAUCAAAUUCAGACUGUUCAGAUUUACGCCUUCUUAACAUUACUAUUGGGAAUAAUGCACUCUCUAGAAGUUGCUGAAAAUGAUAGCUUCAUCAAGAUAGAAAGCCGGUCAUCUAAUGGCCUUGCUACAGGCAACAUUUGUUUUUGUUUUUUGCAUGGCAACACAGACUCUGAACAAGGCAGAAACUGACUCCCCAUAGAUAGGCUUUUCAAGAGAUGAAGAGGCACCAGUUGUCAUGAGUGUUCAGAAAAUACCUUAGACAAUUAUUUAAGAGUACACAGAUUUGAUUGUCACUUUGUUAUUUUUCUCUGAUUUAUGUCUUACUUGUGAAAAUUACACAGGAACCCAUGGGCUUGCUGCCUAUGUGUCUGCAGUUUUACCAUUUAUGCAUGUAAGAUAUAAUGUAACAGUAUGGAUGUUAAUUCCAUUAAUUAAUAUUAACUGAUCAUUUUAAAACACACACUGUAUACAUCAUUGGAGACAGAUCCAGAUAAAGCACAGCUGGUAUGGGAAACUGAAAAUGGAGUGGGAGGAAUGGAAACUGUUUGCAAAGCUUUUAAAAUUAAAUGAGCCUUAACAGGUUUGUUUAAAUUAAAUGGGUAUCCAUAAAUAGCCAUAAAUAGCAACAGUUGGCAGAUUUUAAAUUGUAUAAAGUAUUAAAUUACAAUGCCCCUUCCAUCUGCUUAUUUUUAAUUUGCCCACUUCUCUUUCCUCCAUACCAGUACAUGUACUUAUUACAUGAUCCCUCCUUUUUCUCUGGUGCAGCUAUAAUGUCACAAGCAUUAAAUUCUAUUUUAAACUAACUGUAGUUUGUUAUCUUGUGUUAAAGUAGGACACCAUGAGGUGUACAAUCUUCAUCAAUUUUGUCCUUUCCAGAAGUAUGGGAUUACAGCUCCCAUCAUUAGUAAUCUAACAGGUAUGAAGGGCACUACAGCUUUUUUUAAAGCAAAGAUAAACUCUUAAGAACACCACAGCAAUACUGGUCUGACUUCCUCAUCUAGCGUUCUGUGCAUAUGGUGGAAAAUCUUUGGGAAGCACAGUAGCAAUCUUCUACUAAAGUCCUCAACACCUGUUUUGGGAAGCAUGUUUUUCUUAUGUGCACCUAAACAUAUAGCAACCCUAAUAGGAUUUUCAAGGUUUUUAUAAUUGCACAAGAGUUCAGUGAGGUUAUUAUGCUGGCUGAGCAAAUCAGCAUUCUACAAGGCAAUUUUAAAAAUGGGGGAGCCCAAACAAAAAAAUUGUAACUUUGAAACUGGACUUCAGAACAGCACCAAUUUCUGCACACAUGUAGCAAACAGCCUGCAUUUUGUGUGUGCCAAAUUUGAGGAAGUUUGGGCAAAGUGUUUUUGACAUUUUUUUAAAAAGUAAAAUUGUCAC